Messenger RNA from Oncorhynchus kisutch (coho salmon), 1191 nucleotides. RefSeq names its product protein ANKUB1-like. The record is from RefSeq and is a predicted model, not a curated record. The transcript has 3 exons. Bases 1 to 1068 code for a protein of 355 amino acids. Lineage: Eukaryota; Metazoa; Chordata; Actinopteri; Salmoniformes; Salmonidae.
AUGGUGGUAGAUUAUAAGUGUAUUUAUGUAAAACGGUUGGACACCUGGGAUGGGUGGGCGGAGUUCCUCAGAGGCUGCUUCCUGGGACACAGACUGACCGUCCAACGACACCUGUCUAGGGAGAGACCUGUGAUGAGGUUCCAGCUCCGGGUGGCACUCUACAUCGCUGCUUCUCUGGGCCACCUGGACCUGGCCGGCUGGCUGCUGGAGAGGGGGGUGCGUGUCAUUGAGCCGGUGGGGGUUCACCCUUACCGUGAGUGGUGCCACCAGACGGCCCACCCCGACGUCGCCAAGUGUCCCGCUGUCGCCUCCAUCGAGCGCGGCCAGCUCACCAUCCUCAAACUCUUUAUCGCCAGCAGCGUUCUGACCCUUGCCUGUCGGGAUCCCCAGGGUCGUGACCCAAUGAGGAUCGCCCUUCAGUACGGCCACAGGGAGUGUGUGAGUCACCUGGCCACCAAGCUGUGCUCUGUGGUGGUCCUCCCAGGUAUGGCCCUGCCCAUGCGGACAUACCUCCAGAUAAAGGGCUGGGUGAGGCUGGGGCAGAGGAGGGCAUCAUCCAGGCACUGCAUCAGCCCCAACAGGGCUCCGUUCAGGACCAGGGUGGGCGACACGGUCCUGGUGGACGGCUUCACCCUCCCCAAGAUGUCCUCCAAGCCCAGGAGGAGUGAGGCCAAGGCCGGUAUCAGGGUGAUGUCCACAGCCUCUCGACGUUUUACCCCCAUCAACUGCCCAUCUCAUGUAUCCUGCCCGCUCCGCUCCCUGGCAUCCCAGGAUAAACCUCUUCAACUACCGAAGCUACACCCUGUGGCCACGAGGGAUGAAAGAGAGAAGAAGAGGGGAUGUGGAGGGAAGGGAUGUGAGGAGGAUGAGAGUGGGGAUCAGAACAGCAACCAAUGGAGGAGCAGAGUCCCGCUCCCGCCCAUUUCCAGAGACACCAAUCUCAGACCUGUGUUUGCCUCGCCAAACACCGCCCAGAUACUCACCACCUCACUAGAGGCCUUUUCUCUCUCCACUGCGACCGCACACCCAGAGAAAACGCCAUAUACUGUUUGGUCUUGGCCAGGUUAGUCCAAGUUUAAAUGACAGCUACGGUGAAUAUGAAUAUUUCUCUGGAGAUUUCUUAUGGAAGGUGUGAAUACUGUCAGAAGAAGCCUCCUAUAAUCAGUGGUGGUGGGAACACAUGUAAAAGCU